Trichoderma atroviride IMI 206040 is the source of this 1344-nucleotide messenger RNA. RefSeq lists its product as uncharacterized. Gene Ontology annotation, biological process: L-arginine biosynthetic process; L-ornithine biosynthetic process. NCBI's taxonomy places the organism in Eukaryota, Fungi, Ascomycota, Sordariomycetes, Hypocreales, Hypocreaceae. Gene Ontology annotation, cellular component: mitochondrial matrix. The record is from RefSeq and is a predicted model, not a curated record. Gene Ontology annotation, molecular function: L-glutamate N-acetyltransferase activity, acting on acetyl-CoA as donor; L-glutamate N-acetyltransferase activity, acting on acetyl-L-ornithine as donor.
AUGCUCAAAUUCAAGCGCGCCUAUUCCACCGGCUUCGCCAACGCCAUUCCCCCGGCCAAGCUCAAAUACGUGCCCACGUCCGGCACGUACCCAAAGGGCUUCCUCGCCUCGGGCGUCUUCGUCGGCGUCAAGCCCGGCAACACCAGCAAGCCGGAUCUCGCCCUCGUCACGUCCGACAGACCGGCCUCAGCCGCCGCCGUCUUCACCAAGAACAAGUUCCAGGCGGCGCCGGUGACGUUUAGCCGCAAGAUCCUGCAGACCAAGGCCAAUGCUGGGCUGCGCAGCGUCAUUGUCAACUCGGGCAAUGCAAAUGCCGUGACCGGUGUCGGAGGCCUGGAGGAUGCGGCGAGCAUGGCGAGGACGACGGACCAGCGGGUUGGCAGCGAUGAUUCGACGCUGGUGAUGAGCACGGGCGUCAUUGGACAGAGGCUUCCUAUCCAGAAAAUCGUGGACCACAUCCCCAUGGCCUAUCACCAUGCCGGAGAGUCUCACAGGCACUGGCUCGACUGUGCCAAGGCCAUCUGCACCACCGACACUUUCCCCAAGCUCAUGUCGAGGUCCUUUGAGCUGCCUUCUUCGCCUGGCGUCGAGUACCGCAUUGCGGGCAUGACCAAGGGUGCCGGCAUGAUGGCCCCCAAUCUGGCUACUAUGCUCACCAUCUUGGCCACCGAUGCUCCCAUUGCGCCCAGUCUCAUGAACCCUCUGCUGAAAUACUCGGUGGAUCGCUCGUUCAAUGCCCUGACCAUUGACGGCGACACCUCGACCAACGAUACCGUGGCUCUUCUUGCCAAUGGCGCGGCUGGCGGCAAGGAGAUUUCAUCUGAGCAGUCUGCCGACUACAAGGCCUUCAAGGAACUCCUGACUGACUUUUCUGCCGAGCUCGCCAAAUACCUCGUCCGCGACGGCGAGGGAGCCACCAAAUUUGUCACCAUCCGUGUCGUGGACGGUGCUUCCGAGGAGGCGUCUCGAGAAAUCGCCCGAGCCAUUGCUCGCUCUCCUCUCGUCAAGACAGCCCUCUACGGCAAGGAUGCCAACUGGGGCCGUAUUCUGUGUGCCGCCGGCUACGCACUUAUUUCGCCUCCUGGCCAGCCUGUCAACGACGUCCCUGAGAUUAUCCCCGAGCGGACGAGCGUGUCUUUUGUGCCCACCGACGGCUCGGCGGAGCUGAAGCUGCUGGUGAAUGGUGAGCCGGAGAAUGUCGAUGAGCAGAGGGCGAGCGAGAUUCUCGAGAUGGAAGACUUGGAGAUUCUGGUGAGGCUGGGGACGGGUGACAAAAGCAUUGUGCACUGGACUUGUGACUUUAGUCACGAUUAUGUUACGAUUAAUGGAGACUACCGGACAUAG